This is a messenger RNA of Mucor velutinosus, 408 nucleotides long. It is a transcript of the gene BUR1, whose product is annotated as serine/threonine protein kinase, CMGC, CDC2/CDK subfamily. Gene Ontology annotation, biological process: iron incorporation into metallo-sulfur cluster; intracellular iron ion homeostasis. The transcript is spliced from 3 exons. Gene Ontology annotation, cellular component: mitochondrion. Gene Ontology annotation, molecular function: iron chaperone activity; 2 iron, 2 sulfur cluster binding; ferric iron binding. Bases 1 to 408 code for a protein of 135 amino acids. The record is from RefSeq and is a predicted model, not a curated record. Lineage: Eukaryota; Fungi; Mucoromycota; Mucoromycetes; Mucorales; Mucoraceae.
AUGCUCAGACAACUUGCUCGCACUUCCCUGCAGAAUACCACCAGACGAAUCACAUUAGCGCAAUUGCCUCGUAAAUCUUUCCUGAGAUCAUCAACUGCGUCUGCUCCUUGCAUUUUGCAACAUACAACAAGCAAUCGUCACUUCAGCUUCUCUUCAUCUCGCUUCAAUGAGAGUCCUUCUUAUACUGUAACAGACUUGUCAACCGACAGAUAUCAUCGCUUAUCUGAUGAGGUGCUGGAUCAUAUGGUGACCAGAUUAGAGGAGCUGGCUGAUGAAAUUGAGAUGGAAGGAUUCGAUGUGGAAUAUAACCAAGGUGUCAUGACCAUCUCUGUAGGCGAGCAUGGCACAUAUGUCAUUAACAAGCAACCACCUAAUCACCAAAUUUGGCUGUCAUCGCCUGUCAGGUAA